UAUGGUUUGCGGAGUACCAAACAAAGUUGAUUUACUCGCAAUUAAAUCGUUUUGACAUUUUACGACAAGAGGAGUCCACUUGUAUCAAUUCGGAUCUAACCACCGGAACGAUGAUUUUGGACCAUACAUAAACAUCGAUAGAUCUUUCUGAAAUUUAUGUUUUUUUUAUUCUUUAUCGACAACGUUUGUUAUUUACACUAAUAUAUUUAAAUGCGUUGAAGCUUGAUGUUUCAUUUCAACGAAAAUAUCAGUUGACAAAAAUAAAUGGACAUCAUGUUAGGAAAAACUCUGUUCCUCUUAGGUUGCUUUAUCUUAUCAUGUUUCUUUAUCAUCUCAACCACAAGAUCCAGACGAAGGAAAUCUCUUACAGCAGCUGCGACUCCUCCAGGGCCUCCACGGCAACUCAUCAUCGGAAACAUUAACCUUGUUGGAAAGGAUCCACACCGCUCAUUUGCGGACCUCUCAAAAACAUAUGGACCAGUCAUGAGUCUUAAGCUUGGAUUUUUAAACACAGUGGUCAUAACUUCACCAGAAGCUGCAAGAGAAGUCUUAAGAACACACGACCAAGUCUUGUCUAACCGUGGCUCCAAUAACUCGAUAAAUUCCAUCAACCACCAAGAGUUUUCCCUUGUCUGGGCUCCUUCAUCCUCGCUUCGUUGGAGACUACUGAGAAAACUGUCAGCGACUCUGCUCUUCUCACCGCAGCGUAUGGAAGCCACCAAAGCGUUGAGGAUGAAAAAGGUGAAAGAUCUUAUAAGCUUUAUGAGUGAAAGCAGCGAGAGAGAAGAAGCUGUCGACAUUUCUCAUGCAUUAUUCACCACAACUCUUAAUAUCAUUUCGAAUAUUCUGUUUUCGGUCGACCUCGGUAGCUAUGACCCAUUGAAAGAGUUGAAUGGGUUUAAAGACACGGUAAUUGGUGUCAUGGAAGCUAUUGGAAACCCAGAUGCUGCUAACUACUUUCCAUUUCUUCGGUUUCUUGAUCUGCAAGGUAAUAGCAAGAAGAUGAAAGACAAUAUCGAGAGAUUGUUUAAGGUUUUCCGUGGGUUUAUCGAUGCUAAAAUAGCAGAACAAUCAUUGCGGAAUAACCCUAAAGAUGUCACAGACAGUGAUUUCGUGGAUGCGCUUCUUCAUCUUACCGAAGGAGAUGGAGCAGAGCUCAACACUAAUGAUAUCGAACACUUUCUCUCAGACCUGUUCACGGCAGGCGCGGAUACUAGCUCUAGUACCGUUGAGUGGGCAAUGGCAGAGUUACUUAGUAACCCUAAAACGAUGGAGAAAGCUCAGGCGGAGAUUGAUCAUGUGAUAGGCCAAAAGGGUAUUGUUCAAGAGUCUGAUAUAUCAGAAUUGCCAUAUUUACAAGCGGUUGUGAAGGAAACUUUCCGGAUGCACCCGGCUGCUCCGCUGCUCGUCCCUAGAAAAGCUGAAGCUGAUGUGGAGGUUCUUGGAUUUAUGGUGCCUAAAGACACUCAAGUUUUGGUGAACGUGUGGGCCAUAGGACGAGACCCGAGCGUGUGGAAGAAUCCGACCCGAUUCGAGCCAGAAAGGUUUUUGGGGAAAGAGACAGAUGUGAAAGGUAGAGAUUAUGAACUUACACCGUUUGGAGGCGGACGGAGAAUUUGUCCGGGAUUGCCUUUGGCUGUGAAGACUGUGAAUCUCAUGCUUGCUUCUCUUCUUUAUUCCUUUGACUGGAAGCUUCCAAACGGCAUCAAUCCUGAGGACUUGGACAUGGACGAGACAUUUGGUCUCACAUUGCAUAAGACCAACCCGUUACAUGCCAUUCCCAUCAAGAAGCGGCCCAUUAAUUAACCAUUGUGGUACACGUGUGUUUCGUAAGUACGAAUAUAGUUUCACACUCGAAUAAUUUUGGACCUUAUGAUUUUAAAUAAACACAAAUAAUCUCAAGUA
Molecule: messenger RNA, 1905 nt
Organism: Brassica napus (rape)
Lineage: Eukaryota; Viridiplantae; Streptophyta; Magnoliopsida; Brassicales; Brassicaceae
Product: cytochrome P450 76C4
Exons: 3
Coding region: 265-1806 (513 amino acids)
Molecular function (GO): iron ion binding; heme binding; oxidoreductase activity, acting on paired donors, with incorporation or reduction of molecular oxygen
Source: RefSeq, a predicted model, not a curated record